CAGUAGCGCUCGAACUGACGUUGGAGAUAUGCGCUUGGACCAUGCUCGCAGUCUGUGGAGAAAUAUAUUUACAGUAAUCGUUUGAUUCUUACAAAAAAGUCUGUGUGGAUUUCUCCUGCGCCCUCCGAGCCCUCACACAGCAGCAGUCAUUUAUUUUCAAACAUCUGCGAAAGCUCAGUUUUAUUUUUUCGCGGCGCUCCGAGGAGCGCAGCGCCUUGAAGUGGACAUUCUGUUGUUUCCCAAAGUGCUUCAGCUGUCCUGCGCUUCUUUUACUUCAGAAGUAAAAAGAAGAAACACAAAAGUUAACCAAGCGACCAGGACGAGGAUUAAAUGUUCGGCAUCCAAGAGCAGCUGAUACGAGAAGUGAGUGGAUUAAAAGAGAGAAGUCUUGGAGAAGAGAUGGAUCCAAUCCGGUCGUGGGUGCGUAACGUCGGGGUUGUAGAUGCGAACGUCGCAGCGCAAAGUGGAGUAGCUCUGUCAAGAGCCCAUUUUGAGAAGCAGCCACCCUCAAAUCUCCGAAAGUCCAACUUCUUCCACUUUGUCCUGGCGCUCUAUGACAGACAUGGCCAACCUGUGGAGGUGGAGAGGACAGCAUUUGUGGACUUUGUUGAGCAUGAAAAGGAGCAGACAGGAGAAAAGACCAAUAACGGCACUCAUUACAAGCUGCAGCUUCUCUACAGUAAUGGGGUUCGUACAGAGCAAGAUCUAUAUGCACGACUUAUCGACUCCGUCACCAAACAGCCCAUUUCAUAUGAGGGGCAAAACAAGAAUCCAGAAAUGUGCCGGGUUCUGCUCACACAUGAGGUUAUGUGCAGUCGCUGUUGUGAGAAGAAAAGUUGUGGCAAUCGAAACGAGACGCCCUCUGAUCCAGUCAUCAUUGACAGGUUUUUCUUGAAGUUUUUCCUGAAAUGUAACCAGAAUUGUCUGAAGACAGCAGGAAACCCGAGGGAUAUGAGGAGAUUUCAGGUGGUCUUAUCUAGCACUGUGAGUGUGGAUGGCCACGUCCUAGCGGUGUCUGACAACAUGUUCGUCCACAACAACUCUAAACAUGGUCGGAGAGCUCGCAGACUGGAGCCAGGAGAGUCCAUGGAGAAUAGUAUGGAAUAUGCUACGCCAUGUAUCAAAGCCAUCAGUCCCAGUGAGGGAUGGACCACCGGAGGGGCCAUGGUCAUAGUCAUUGGGGAGAACUUUUUCGACGGGCUGCAGGUGGUGUUUGGAAGCAUGUUAGUGUGGAGUGAGCUGAUCACUCCGCACGCUAUCCGUGUCCAGACACCACCUCGACACAUCCCCGGGGUUGUGGAGGUCACACUGUCUUAUAAAUCGAAACAAUUCUGCAAGGGAGCACCUGGACGUUUUAUCUACACAGCCCUUAAUGAGCCAACUAUAGACUAUGGGUUUCAACGUCUUCAGAAGGUAAUUCCUCGACAUCCUGGUGACCCAGAAAAACUAGCAAAGGAGAUUCUCUUAAAAAGAGCAGCAGAUCUUGUAGAGGCCCUGUAUGGAAAUCCACACAGCAACCAGGACAUGCUGCUGAAACGUGCAGCUGAUAUUGCUGAAGCACUCUACAGUGUUCCUCGUCCACACAGUCAGCUGCAAGCCCUGCCCAGCUCACCAGCUCAUGGCAGCGUCAUGGGCCUCGGCUCUUAUCCCUCUCAGUUAGGAGUUAGCAUUGGAGAGCCAGGACAGAGCAGCCAAGGUUACAUUCGUAACUCCAGCAGUUUAUCUCCAAGGGGUUACCCAUCAGCUUCUACUCCCCAGCAGUCAAGCUACGGAGGCAGCGGGGGAAUGACUGGAGGCUAUGGAACAGUUCCCAUGACAAGCCUGGGGGUUCCUGGAUCUCCUGGCUUCAGCAGUGCCUCACCUACAAGCUCUCCCUACAUAAUGCCCUCCAGCCCCACUAUACCAGGAAGCUCAAGCUCCUCAUCAUCUCUCUUGCCUUUCUCCUCCUUCCCUUCUGCUGCUAAACAGAAGAGUGCUUUUGCUCCCGUCCUCAGGCCCCAAGGCUCUCCCUCCCCUGCCUGUCCUGCCUCAGGGGGGAACAGCUUCAGAGGUAGCCAUCCAACUCACUAUCUGACCCCGCUGUCUGAACUCACGAAUGCAGUCUAACUCCUGUUACUAACAACUCGAAAGCUAUGACUGAACGAGACAGAAAAAACUUGCUGGAUGUACAAUAAUGAAAGACCUGACUGAUCAGAAUCAUAGAUUUUGUAUAUGUUUUUCUCUCCAGCGAUGACGGGCCUGGUUGUUCCCCCGAUGUAGCAAAGCACCCGACCCCAGUCUACCCCAGACCACUGCUUCACUUAGCCCCCUCUUUUGGCACUGGGGAAGGGAGAGGGAGAAGGGAAUAUUGAUAACUAGCAACUUUGUAUAACUUCCCUUCAUGAUCCCACCUGUCACCUCUUAGUCUCUUUUUCAUCCAGUUGGAUGAAUCGGACGGGGUAUGAAAAUAUCCAAAGACCAGCCAUCUACUUCAAUUGGAGGAGAAUACUCCACCUACAACUAGAGAUAGACUCCUCCUUAGCAAAUGGACUUAACCAUAUACUGCCAUGUGUGUGUAUGUAAUAAAACGUCUAAAAGGAAACAGAGGAAGGCGCCCUCGAAUUUCUUCUCAAGCUUCAAAAGGAUCUGUAUUGAUCUCUGGACUAUCACAACAAGCAGUAUUCAGUUCUUGCAGCAUAUAUGCAGGCCCUGAUCAGACCUAGAGGACGGGCUGUGAGAGCACUGAGUGUUGACAAGUAACAGACAACUCGGAUAAAAUGUAGCAGCUCUUUUAAGCAGGGUGCUAAUUUGUCUGUGUAUGGACACCUUAAAUGGCAUGUGUGUACACUGUCUGUGAGCUAGCGAGAGUUUUUUUGUUUGUUUGAUUUUUAGUAGACUUUUUGAAGACAAUUUACAUUCCAGACAAAUAGACCCUUUAUUUUUUUUCUGAACUCUAUGUUUUUUCAAGAAAAAAAUCUUUGUUUCAUGGGUUAUUACGAAAUGAAUUCAUAUAUUGAUUUAUUUAAGAACAAGCAAUUUAACUUAUUAUAGUUAGUUUAGGGAAUAAUAUAAACAUGUUUUUUUUAAAUAAAGUGGUCCUUUUCCAACUGUUACUGAAAUAAAGUUAUCUAGACAAUUGCCAAUUACUUUGAUAAAUGAACAACAGGAAUAGAUUUUUCAGUAAAAAAAAAAAAAACGUUUUUUUUUUUUUUUUUUUUAAUAAACCAUUCCUUGUUGCAGGUUAUGGCAUAACAAAAUGUAUAUGUUAUGCUUACAGUGAAAGAGGGUUAUUGUCCUUGUGUAAAGGAAAAUGUUAGUUAGCUUUAUUCUUUUUAAUUUCACUUAAAAUGCAUGCUUUGUUACACCAAUGCCCUGACUUUGUUUCAUUCCACAUUGCAAGCUUAAACUUGUAUGACUAGGUAGAGAUUUUUCAGUUUCAUUAUCAAAGUUUCAUUUAUCAACGUAUCCCAGUACAAGAAUAUAGUUUCUAUGCAGUACAGUAAAUGAAAGCACAGCAGCUCAAAAGAAAAGAACCUGGUGCAUUAGGUUUUCAUUGUCAUCCCGCUAUACUACUUUUAUGGAUUUUUGUCACCAUUUACACAAACUACAUUCUCAGGUUGUGAAAUAAAGAACACAAAGAGUAGAUGACAUUUGCAAAUUUGUUUUUAGAGUUUGGUCAAUGUUAUUUAUUUAAAAAAAUAUUAGCAAUUUAUUUUCGUUUUUUUAAAGCCAUCUUUCUUUAAAAACAAUACAAAAAUGGUGCAAAUGUGAUUUGUA
This is a messenger RNA of Melanotaenia boesemani (Boeseman's rainbowfish), 3756 nucleotides long. It is a transcript of the gene ebf2, whose product is annotated as EBF transcription factor 2. Gene Ontology annotation, molecular function: DNA-binding transcription factor activity, RNA polymerase II-specific; RNA polymerase II cis-regulatory region sequence-specific DNA binding. The transcript has 15 exons. The record is from RefSeq and is a predicted model, not a curated record. The coding region runs from base 331 to 2106 and encodes 591 amino acids. NCBI's taxonomy places the organism in Eukaryota, Metazoa, Chordata, Actinopteri, Atheriniformes, Melanotaeniidae. Gene Ontology annotation, biological process: regulation of transcription by RNA polymerase II.